AACGUACAUAAGACGUUACAGAUUUGAAAACGAGGGUUUUAAUAAUUUGGGUAUAGGGUAAAUUUUAAUAACCCGUAUGAGCACAUGUGCCUUCCACUGUAAACAUGAACGAAGCAGACGAAGAAGGGAAAUUACUCAAAUUCCAUGAUAUGGGCCUCGAUGACAGACUUCAAAAGGCUAUAGCAAAACUUGGUUGGUCCAAGCCCACCCUUAUUCAGGAGCGUGCAAUACCGCUGUCUCUGGAAGGAAAGGACAUUCUAGCCAGAGCAAGAACUGGCUCAGGGAAAACAGCAGCUUUUGCUAUUCCUGUUAUACAGAAAAUUUUGGACUCAAAACAGCAUGCCAAGGAACAGUCAGUGAAAGCACUGGUCAUCACACCUUCUAAGGAAUUGUGUAGUCAGGCUUACAAGAAUGUUAUUGACCUGACAAGUAGCUGUUCAAGAGAAGUCAAAUGUGUGGAUAUAUCAGGUCAAGUGGCAUUAGAUGCUCAAAGACCAUUGCUUAUGGAAAAGCCAGACAUUGUUAUAGGAACACCAAGCAGAAUCCUGGCCCAUAUCCAGGCUAAAAACCUGUACCUUAAGGAAUCUCUAGACAUGGUGGUCAUAGAUGAGGCAGACCUGGUCUUCUCCUUUGGUUAUGAAGCAGAUAUUAAAACAUUGCUCAGUCACUUACCCAAAAUUUACCAGGCAUUUCUGAUGUCAGCUACGUUGAGUGAAGAUGUCAGGACACUGAAGAAAUUGGUGCUACAUAAUCCUGUGAUACUAAAACUGGAAGAGUCACAGCUCCCAGAAACAAACCAGCUUACCCAAUACCAUAUUAA
This is a messenger RNA of Lingula anatina, 820 nucleotides long. RefSeq names its product putative ATP-dependent RNA helicase DDX56. The record is from RefSeq and is a predicted model, not a curated record. Lineage: Eukaryota; Metazoa; Brachiopoda; Lingulata; Lingulida; Lingulidae. Gene Ontology annotation, molecular function: nucleic acid binding; ATP binding; RNA helicase activity. Gene Ontology annotation, cellular component: cytosol.